This is a messenger RNA of Penicillium nucicola, 1902 nucleotides long. Its product is annotated as NCA2 family protein. The coding region runs from base 1 to 1902 and encodes 633 amino acids. Gene Ontology annotation, cellular component: mitochondrial outer membrane. The transcript is spliced from 4 exons. The record is from RefSeq and is a predicted model, not a curated record. NCBI's taxonomy places the organism in Eukaryota, Fungi, Ascomycota, Eurotiomycetes, Eurotiales, Aspergillaceae.
AUGUCGGUCAUACGAGAAACGGUGUGUGGCGUCAAUACCCAGUUGGACCGCCGCCAACAGCAGAUUCUCACCCAACAACUUGGCGCCGCUGCUCUUCCUGAUCAGUCUCAAGAACAUAUCGAUCAAUUGCAAGAUGUCAUCCACGCUAUUUCGGUGACUUCAAAAACCCAAGCUCUGUUAUCCCCCAACCGACUGGCAGACUUGCUUUCCGGUCCGGCUCUCUCUCGGCUCCAAUCGAAUCCCAGUAUAUCCGGCAUCUCUGCUGGGAAUACCUCUGACUAUGUAUGGAUAGUAGCGGCGAAGGCUGCCGUCCAGGCAUCAGGGUUGGUCAUGAAUAUUCUUCUGGACCAAACGCUAGAGCUUCACGACGAAGCUUAUUAUUGGGGUUCGAUGUUGGGCUCAGUUUGGUACAGCAGCCUGUAUACAAUUCAGACCUCCCCAAGAAACCUAUUUCGAUGGAGCAAGAAUACAUAUAUGACACAGACCCAAGGAACCUUGUCCAUCACAGACAGGUGGAUUCAGUUCUAUCAGGUUGCCCAACAGAGUGUCUGGAAAUUAGGUGGACACUCCAUACGCGAUCAUUUGCUGGCUCCCAUCAGGUCGUCACGCGCGGAGAUGCGGCAAAAAAGAGACUUGGUACUUGCGAUGAAGGACCUUCACACGAGCAGCCUAGGUCUUCUGAUGGAGGGGUGGCAUUCAUUCGAGGCCGAUGACUCGACUGCGAGUGCCACCUAUGUGGACCUGGGCCAGCAGUGGCGCGACGAAGUAUACAAGACAGUGGCUCUGAUUGAGGCAGUUUGUGAUCAGAUAAGGCUUGAACCUAGUAUGCAAGCCUUGGAGGAAGGUGUCUCUACAACCCUGGAGAGAGAGACAGAUGGCAUGCAGAUUCAAGGGCAAAAUGAACGCCGUAUCUUACAGCCCCUCCACUUAAUUGAACGACUUGUGCAUGUGCUCCGACAGAAGUUGCCGCAACAUACAACCUCGAUGUCAAUGUUUGUUCAUCACCAUGGCCGGCCUUCGGGUAUAAUCCGCUACUGGUUACCAGUUUCAGCUGCCAUCCUAUCCGGCAGUGUGUCGAUAAGGUUUCUGUCCAAUAAAAAAGAAGAUCUCAUUCAGGGGAUCAUGGACAUUGGUGCCACAACCAUUGACUUUUGGGGCAACUGGGUUGUGCACCCCAUUCGAAAGCUCAUCGGGACGAUUAGGCAUGAUGAAAAGAGCGAAAUUGCGAUUAUGAGCAAAAAUAGUCUACUCGCUGACCGGGCCAGCUUGGAAAGGAUGGUGGUUGAUUUUGUUCGAGAUCGCCCGGAUCUGCACGAAGGAGUGGCAGACACCACCGCCAUCGUGAAUUCAGUCAAAGAGGGCGACUUGACCCCCGUUCUGAAAGCGUACGAAAGAGACCUACGGUCACCACUGGUUGGAACCGUUCGGGGUGAUCUUAUUCGUGCUCUUUUGAUUCAAAUCCAGAAAACCAAGGUUGAUGUGGAAAUUGCCAUCAGCGGUAUUGAUGCUCUACUGAAGAGCCAAGAACUGGUCUUUGGAUUCGUUGGAUUGACCCCCGGAAUCUUGGUCUCAUUCGCAGCCCUGAGAUGGCUAGGAAGUCUAUUGGGCAGCCGAAAAGGCAUGCAAAAGGGCAAGCAUCGACAUCAACUUAAGCGUGGAUUGCGGAAUGUGGCUCGAAUCCUGACAUCCUCUGCGAUUUCUGCAAAUGGAACCCUCCCACACAAAGACUCUGGCCAAUUAAUCUGUGAAGCGGAGGCGCUCCUCCAGCAGAUGAAAGCAGUCUCCAGCAGCAUGAAAUAUCAAGAGUUCCGGGAAGACAUUCACGAUCUACUGAAUGUACAGAAUGGAGUUGACAAGCAACUCCGUGUGAUUGAGAGGAUGAGAUGGUCCUACUUCCAAUAA